Messenger RNA from Mercurialis annua (annual mercury), 1548 nucleotides. Its product is annotated as probable serine/threonine-protein kinase WNK11. Gene Ontology annotation, molecular function: ATP binding; protein serine/threonine kinase activity. Gene Ontology annotation, biological process: protein phosphorylation; intracellular signal transduction. Bases 79 to 993 code for a protein of 304 amino acids. The transcript has 4 exons. Lineage: Eukaryota; Viridiplantae; Streptophyta; Magnoliopsida; Malpighiales; Euphorbiaceae. The record is from RefSeq and is a predicted model, not a curated record. Gene Ontology annotation, cellular component: cytoplasm.
UUGUCUCAACAUUUAUUUGUCUCUCUCACCCAACAAGAGCCUUAUCAGCUCUUCGUUGUCGGCUCCUCCUCUCUAUAUAUGAUGCCUAGUGUCAUGCACGAUCCAUCUGAUAAGGACUCGGAGCACUUUGUUGAGAUAGAUCCCACCGGCCGCUACGGCCGAUACAGCGAACUACUAGGCUGCGGUGCAGUUAAAAAGGUUUACCGUGCAUUUGAUCAAGAAGAGGGAAUAGAAGUUGCAUGGAAUCAAGUCAAGUUACGGAACUUCUCGAACGAUCCGACCAUGAUCGAUAGGCUGUACGCUGAGGUUCGAUUGCUGAGAAGCUUGACGAACAAGAAUAUUAUUUCUUUUUACUAUGUGUGGCAUGAUGAAGAACAUAAUACGUUGAAUUUCAUUACUGAAGUUUGUACCUCGGGGAAUUUGAGAGAGUAUAGGAAGAAACAUAGGCAUGUUUCGGUGAAGGCGUUGAAGAAAUGGGCGAAGCAGAUCUUGAGAGGGUUGAAUUAUUUGCAUACUCAUGAGCCUUGUAUUAUUCACCGAGAUCUAAAUUGCAGCAACUUGUUUGUCAAUGGGAACACUGGCCAGGUCAAGAUUGGUGAUCUUGGUUUGGCUGCAAAAGUGGGGAAGAGUCAUUCAGCACAUUCAGUUCUCGGAACACCAGAAUUCAUGGCACCGGAAUUAUACGAAGAAGAUUAUACGGAAAUGGUAGACAUUUAUUCAUUUGGAAUGUGUGUGUUAGAGAUGGUAACAUUGGAAAUUCCAUAUAGUGAAUGUGAUAAUGUUGCAAGAAUCUACAAGAAAGUUUCUUCAGGAAUUAGGCCUCUUGCCUUGAACAAGGUUAAAGAUUCUGAAGUUAAGGCAUUCAUUGAGAAAUGCCUUGCUCAGCCUAGGGUUAGACCCUCUGCUGCAGAUUUACUCAAAGAUCCAUUCUUUAAUGGAAUUGAUGAUGAUGAUGAUGAUGACGACGAAAAUGAUGAUAACGUUUAUUUAUAAUAUAUAUCUUAUUUCACCCCUCCAACUUGUCACAAAAGAUCAUAAGUGCUUAUAUUGACGUUUUGGAUAAAUGAAUCCGUGGCUUGGAAAAAUUGAGUCAUUUUGAUUUUAUCCUAAACUUUCUAAAAAUGUAUAUUUUGAAUCUAUGUUUUGUUGGACCAUUUUAAAAAACAUCAGGGUAAAAUGAUCCAAUUUUGCCAAGUUGUGGGUUUAUUUGUCAAAUAACACCAACUUGAAUACUUUUGAUAUUUUGUGUCGAGUUGAAGGAUUAAAAUAAAACUUUGUUAAUUAUAUUAUUCUAAUUAUAGUUUGGUGUAGAUGGCUCCAUUAGCCAAUUGGUGUUGUUCUUGACACUUCUUUUUUUCUUUUGCCCUUUUAUUGUUACUUUAUUCUUUUGAUGAUUGAAGGCACAUGGGAAGUUUGAAAAUGUUGCAUUAUUUUUUCUAUCUUUUUUAAAAAGAGAAAUGAUAAGGAUUGAAUUUGUAUGAGGAAGACAUUUUCAAGAAUGGCAAUUCUUGCUUUGUAAAUAAAGUAUGAUUGAACUUUUAGAAUCAA